UCAGUGUCAGCUGGUUUUGUCAUUGUGGAGGGGCAGGAUGGUGGGUGUAUUUUUGUUUGUUUUUGCAAAAAGAAGCAAGGAUAAGGAUAUUAUGUAAAUUGCUUACAUCCACUAUAAUAAUUGCACUACUCUACGGACUGUAAAUCAUACUGCAAGUCUUCAAGUGCUAACAGUAUCUCUGUGUUCAGUUUCACCCCUAGUCCUUUGUUUAUUGUUGCAAUUCACGACGAGCUCAUAAUGCUGGAAGGAAUGUCUUCGUCAGCCGAGGAGCAUACGUGCUCCGACACCGAGGAGGAGCAUCACUCGACGCGGAACGGCUGCGGCGACCACGACAGUGUUCAAGGCCAGGCGGGGCACUCGGCGCACCAGGGGGCCCACUGCGCGGCGCAGGGCAGCCACUCUGCCGCCAUCAGCCAGCUCGAGACCAAGAUGCGGCGCAAGCUGCAGUUCUUCUUCAUGAACCCGAUCGAGAAGUGGCGCGCCAAGAGGAAGUUCCCCUUCAAGUUCUUUGUGCAAGUGAUCAAGAUCAUCCUCGUCACGUUCCAGCUGUGUCUGUUCGCCCACAGCAGGUACAACCACGUCAACUACACGUGGGACAACCGGAUCAGCUUCUCCCACCUGUUCCUGCUUGGUUGGGACUCCACAAGGGAGAUCAAUGCCUACCCACCCGGGGCUGGCCCACUGGCUGUGUACAAAGUAUCAGAAUUCUAUGACACACUAGAUUAUGCCUAUGCAGGCUAUUUCAAUUUAACAAAGAACUCUAUAGGACCAUAUUCCUAUGAUAAUGAAAACAACACCAUGCCAGAUCCAGUAUUCUGUCAGUAUGACUUCAAACAAGGAGUUAUCAAUGGCUUUAAUGAAAGCUAUGAAUUCAAUUCAGAAAUUGUGGAAACAUGUAUCAACUUUACUAGAGGUGAACCAAAAUUUAAAUCUCAAUUGUUUAUGAAAAAUGCUGGGUUGAAUAUUAGUUUUUCAUCACUUGUGAGAGCUAAGUUAAUGUUUUCAAUCAAAACAAUAAACUUUAGAGCUGCAGGUCCUAUCACCCCUCCAGAUUGCUACAGAUUUGAUAUUGCCAUUUUGUUUGACAAUGAAGAUCACGAUGGACAGAUGGCGCUGACGCUGGAGGCAGAGCCGGUGGAGCUGCACUGCAAGGGAGACCAGGCCUACGUCACUAACAAUAAAAUAGACCAAAUACUCCGAAGUAUCCUCAACAUAUUUGUCAUUGCUAUUUGCUCUGCCUCUCUAUGCCUCUGUAGCCGUGCCAUUUACCGAGCUCAAUUGCUGAAAGAGUUAACUGUACAGUUUUUCAGACAAACCUACAACAAAGAACUCAGCUUGGAAAGUAGGUUUGAGUUCUUGAACAUAUGGUACAUAAUGAUCAUUGUCAAUGACAUCCUUAUCAUAAUGGGAUCAGCUAUCAAAGAGCAAAUAGAAAGGAACCAGUUUAAGAAUGAUCAGUACAAUAUCUGCUCCUUGUUCUUGGGGACUGGCAACUUGCUAGUUUGGUUUGGAGUGCUCAGAUAUUUGGGCUUCUUUAAAACUUACAAUGUUGUAAUACUUACUCUAAAGAAGGCAGCUCCUAAGAUAUUCAGAUUUUCAGUCUGUGCACUUCUCCUAUAUGCUGGCUUUACAUUCUGUGGCUGGCUCAUCCUGGGUCCCUACCACAUGAAGUUCAGAUCGUUGGCAACCACAUCUGAAUGUCUGUUCUCUCUGAUCAACGGAGAUGACAUGUUUGCCACAUUCUCCAUCAUGUCCAGGAAGUCUCCUAUGCUGUGGUGGUUCAGCCGAGUGUAUCUGUACUCAUUUAUAAGUUUGUACAUUUAUGUUGUUUUAAGUUUGUUCAUCUCUGUCAUAAUGGAUGCUUAUGACACUAUUAAGCAGUACUAUAAGGAUGGGUUUCCAAAGAGUGAUUUGCAGCAGUUCAUUGGGGAGACUAAUGUGGAGGAAGUGUCAUCAGGACUGUACCGCACCGACAGUUCCUCGUCCCUCAACGCCAUGAUGAACUCCCUGUUCUGUUGUAACUUCUACAGAAGUGCAUAUUCCAAGAUAGGUGGUGGAACGUCUAGCCUUAAUUUGUAAUUGGUGCACAAAUAAUGUUUGUUUAGUUUGUAAGAGUUGUAUGCCAAAAAACUGGUCUGUAUAUUUGUAUAAUAAUAGUUUUAGGCUAAUCGAAAUAUUAUUAUUAUGCAGUGUACCUAUAAUGUGGGUAGUUACCAAAUUUUCCUAACUACAUACUUACAUAAAAAAAUACUCUAUAAAAUUAAUUAAUUCAUAUUGAUUUAUUUGUUCAUUCAAAUGAAGUCAACUUAUUUGUUACUUUGUAUAAUGCCUAGGUAGGUGAGUGUUGUGGUGGCCAUUUCCAUACAAUUUAUGUUCAUAAACAUAUUUCAUUUAUUAUUAAUGCUAGUAUAAAUGGCACUAUUAUAGCAUAAUAUUAUUUAGGUACUGCUCGUAUCAGAAAAAAUAAAGAUAUUUUUGUAUUAUAAAA
Molecule: messenger RNA, 2488 nt
Organism: Plutella xylostella (diamondback moth)
Lineage: Eukaryota; Metazoa; Arthropoda; Insecta; Lepidoptera; Plutellidae
Product: mucolipin-3
Cellular component (GO): plasma membrane; lysosomal membrane
Molecular function (GO): NAADP-sensitive calcium-release channel activity
Source: RefSeq, a predicted model, not a curated record